Molecule: messenger RNA, 918 nt
Organism: Varanus komodoensis (Komodo dragon)
Lineage: Eukaryota; Metazoa; Chordata; Lepidosauria; Squamata; Varanidae
Gene: GLTPD2
Product: glycolipid transfer protein domain containing 2
Exons: 4
Coding region: 22-918 (298 amino acids)
Biological process (GO): ceramide transport; intermembrane lipid transfer
Cellular component (GO): cytosol; membrane; cytoplasm
Molecular function (GO): ceramide 1-phosphate binding; ceramide 1-phosphate transfer activity
Source: RefSeq, a predicted model, not a curated record
CAGGAGUGCGGAAGGCCCGGCAUGGGGGCGCUCGCUCGGGUCCCCCCGCGGCUCUGGCGCCUGCUGCUCCCGGCCGGCCUCUUCCUCUCGCUGCUCUACUUCUCCAGCCGGCACCUCCAUCUCCCGCUCUCCACGUGCCUCUGGGGCAGCCGUCCCUGCCACUGGUCUGCGGAGAGGCUGGCCAGCACGGAGGAUCCGGAGGAGCCCACUCCUGCAUGUGCCCUCGCAAAGACCCCCGAGGCAUCCCUCCAGCCGGUCCCCAGCCCACAGGCCUGGGGCCAGGAGUUCCGCAUCGAGCGCCUGCUGAACGCUUUCUCCGCCAGCAUCACGCCCAGCGGGCAAAUCCUCCUCCGGGAGUACCUCCGCGGCUGGGGAGAGCUGAUCAGGUUCAUGGACUCCCUGGGCGCAGCCUUCGGCCCCAUCGCCCAGGAGACCCGCUCCAAGGUGGCCACCAUGCAGCUGCACCUCGGCGGGCGGCACGGCGCCCACUACCGCACCGUGCAGGCCAUGGCGGCCUUCGAGCUGGCCCGGGGGCUGGUGGGCUUCCGCUCGCUGCCGCCCACCCAGCCGCCCUCGGGCUGCCGGACGCUGCUGCGCCUGCACCGCGCCCUGAAGUGGCUGGAGCGCUUCCUGCACCGGCUGGGCAGCAGCGAGGCGGGCGGGCCGCCGCCGUCGCAGCUGUGCGCCGAGGCCUACCGCGAGGCGCUGGCCCCGCACCACAGCUGGUGGGUGCGGCGGGUGGCGGCGCUGGCCUUCCUGGCCAUGCCCCCCCGCCGGGAGCUCCUCCGCGUCCUCACGGCCCGGGAGGAGGAGCGCGAGGCGCGCGCCGCGCUCCGGGCCGCCGUCCGCAGCAUCGCCCGCGUGCACGCCGCCACGCAGGCCGAGUUCGCCGCGCACCGGAUGCUGGAGCUGCCCUGA